This is a messenger RNA of Apis laboriosa (Himalayan honeybee), 900 nucleotides long. RefSeq names its product cytochrome c oxidase assembly protein COX11, mitochondrial (gene Cox11). Gene Ontology annotation, cellular component: mitochondrial inner membrane. Gene Ontology annotation, molecular function: copper ion binding. The record is from RefSeq and is a predicted model, not a curated record. The coding region runs from base 187 to 861 and encodes 224 amino acids. The transcript has 3 exons. NCBI's taxonomy places the organism in Eukaryota, Metazoa, Arthropoda, Insecta, Hymenoptera, Apidae.
CUUAAGUUUGCAUCGGAUACGAUAGAUAAUUAAUGUGACGUUAUAAGAGAUCGACAAAAUAUGUCCUUCGAUUAAUUUUUGUUGUCAAAUUAUUUCCUAUUAAUUAAAUCUUCUUUACGUAUAUAAUAAAUUUUUAAGAAUUUUUAAAAUCUUUUAGGUUAAGUUUAGGUUAAAAGAAAAAGUAAUAUGUAUAUCAAAGUCUAUCGAAAAAUAUUGAAUUGUUAUGGAAAGCAAAUACACACCGAUGUAUCUAGAAUUUUAUUUAGUCAAUAUUAUGAUGCGACUCACAAAAAAAGAAUACGUUCUUCGCGUUUAUAUUGGAGCGGUUUCGGUAUUUUGGUAAUGGGUUUUACUUAUGCUUCGGUGCCUUUAUAUAGAAUAUUUUGUCAGUCGUAUAAUUAUGGUGGAACGUUAUCUGUCAAUCAUGAUAACACCAAAAUACAAUCUAUGAAACCUUUUAAGGAUAGAGUGAUAAAAAUAAAAUUUAAUGCCGAUACAGCAGCUAUGAUGCAAUGGAAUUUUAAACCGCAACAAAAUUUCAUAAAAGUUAUGCCUGGAGAAACUGCUUUAGCAUUUUAUAGAGCGCAAAAUCCGUUGGAUGUACCGAUUACUGGUAUAUCUACUUAUAAUGUAGUUCCGUACGAAGCUGCGCAAUAUUUUAAUAAAAUUCAGUGUUUUUGUUUUGAGGAACAACGACUUAAUCCGCAUGAAGAGGUCGAUAUGCCAGUGUUUUUUUAUAUUGAUCCAGAAUUCGUUAAUGAUCCUAAAAUGGAGGAUGUAAAAGAAAUUGUACUUUCUUACACGUUCUUUGAAGCCAAAGAUGGGAUAAAAUUACCUAUGCCAAAUUUUAUGAAAAAAUGAUAAAAAUUAUAAUAAAAGAUGUGUUAGUAUUUCAACGAA